This is a messenger RNA of Bombus impatiens (common eastern bumble bee), 2730 nucleotides long. RefSeq lists its product as uncharacterized. The transcript is spliced from 8 exons. Lineage: Eukaryota; Metazoa; Arthropoda; Insecta; Hymenoptera; Apidae. The coding region runs from base 1319 to 2557 and encodes 412 amino acids. The record is from RefSeq and is a predicted model, not a curated record.
GCCUAUAGGAAAACCACCCCCUGUUACCCGCAAACUCCAACGCUUCCAUCCCCUCUGACUCGGCCAGGGGGUGAACAUCCGAGUGUCGAACGCUUUUACUGUAUUCCACGGUGGCAACGAUACACAAGCAUGAGCGUCAUCAAGAGGACAGUCGUACAGUAUCACCUGCCUUCUUAAAGUCUCUACCAAAAAGAGGAGCGAAAUUUGUUUCCUGCUUGUGGGUGUUGUAAUACGGGAAUAAAUAAGAAAAUUCUAUUCGCACGGUGUUCAACUCAGACUUCUCAAGGUUGUGCACGUCGCCCUAACGAACGCCGAUACGUUUCGCUGGAAACUAUAGUCGAAGAAGAUUCAAAUUGGCGAACAUUCGGAUCGCUGUACAUUUUGUUUUUAGUGCAAGCGUACAUAGAUGCACGUGGAUUAUAAUAUGUAUCGUAGGGAUGAUUUAAGGAGAUUCGAAGAUUGUUGUACCAGCGAAUGUAUUGAUGCAUGACGUUGUCGAAAGUUGUGGGAAAAAUCAUUGAAAAGUUCCAAAUAAAGAGAACGAAGAAAAUUGCCAAUUUGGUCUGUACGAUGAAAAUAAAUGCAAUUCCUUUUAUGCAUGGGAAAGUAAAAAGAAGACUAAUGUGUACGCUUCCUGAACUUUCAAGAAAAUAAUGAUAAUAUCAACCAAACUAUGUACAUGCAAUUAAAGAGCGCAUUAGCAAGAACGCAAACACGAUCCAGCGCUAAUGUGAAAGCGAUAGAUGCGAGUGUCUAUCGCUUUCAAGAUUUGACCUGUUGUUCCUUGUUCUAUCAGAAUGUGAAAUUUCACUUAAAACUGUAGUAACAAAUGGACGUUAAUUAAACCCUUAGCGUGACGGUAAGGAUAUUGUUGGCUCACUCGUGACACUUAUAUUUUCACCGGCAUGCUCGUACACAUCUCUUGGUCAUGCUUCGUGAUUUACAGAGACUAAAACUAAACACACAAAUUUUUUCUAUCGAAGAUAAUACGAAUACGAAGUAUAAAUGAAAAUAGAAUGCAAAUAUGAAAGUUAAAGAAAAAAAUUCUUAUUAAAAUAAGAAUUUUUAUCAACUAUAACCAAUGUAUUUUUUAUCGAAUAAUUUUCCCAAUUGAAACGACGAUGCAAGGAAAGCUUAGAAAGAGAGCCGCCAGUCCUGAAGGACAAACGCGCGACAAUAUUCCAUGCGUGGCCACUAUAUAAAGAGGUGAAACUCGUGGAAAAGAAGCACUUUUGUUUCCCCAGUCUUUACGUUAAAACAUAUCUAGAAAUUUUACUAUCUCGCAGCGAAUUGUUACCUAAGUAGAUUUUUUAUUAAGAUGUCGCAACGACUCAUUUGCGCUCUGCUAACGACUAGCUUUCUUUGCUGUGCGCUCGCGGACAAUAAUGAAUUCGCCGCGGCUCCUGAAUUCGUUAAGAAACAGCUCACGAAAGAUAAACUGUUGACGGACGUCGUACGCGCUAAAAAUUCUUCCAAGACGCCAUAUCUGUAUAGCGUAGUGUCUGAUAACGCGCAACAUGAACAGAAGAAUUUGGAUAAAUAUUCACGAACGAUUAUUAAUCAGCGAUUGAAAUCCGAUUCAAGAGGUUUCAGUUGCUGCGGAUCCAGAUACGGUUCCAAUUCGUCAACGCGACCUGAUUCGUAUCACAGUAGGACCCCUGUGGACAACGGUCGAUAUCAAACUAAAUUUGCUGAACGUUUACCCACUGAUAGAUACGGCUGGCAAACUCACGGACCGUCACCAGGUUUAAGCGGAAGACCCGGAAGUGGAAGUUACGCUGGAACUGCGUUUUACGAAGGAAGUCAUACAGGAGAUAGAUUUGGUCCACGACCGAGUUAUGGGAGCGAAGGUUCACGCAAACCUGGUAGUUAUGAUUCCGGCGGAGGAUAUGGUUAUGCUGGCAGUGGUUUCGGAGGAUAUAGCUUUAAUCGACCAACUGGUUACGGAGGUGAUUAUGGAAUUUCAGGGACCUUCGCUAAUGGCGAUGAAUUCGGAUCUGUGGAGCCAAAUCGUCCAGAUGGACAUCCUCCUCCCCAUCCGAAUAUUAACGCGCAGAAGGCCGUCGCUUUAAAGGCAUUGGCAGGUGUUGCGUUAAUUGGUGCAGCCGCCGCUUUAGCAACGAAUCCUGUUCUUCUUCCGCUCGGAGUUGUAUCAGGCAGAAAGAAACGAUCGAGUUUGUCCAUCAAAGACAGAAAUGAUUAUAUGAAUUACAUUUUAACAAACUUGAAAAGUAACGUUACCAAGAAUGAUGAAGAUGGAAACAAAGUAUCUCUCUCACCGACGUGUGUAGCUAGAGUUACGUGCGAGAUUCAAAAGAAUUACUGGAUCAAUCGUAAGAAGGACGCUAACUUUUUCAAAGAAAUAUCAGCAUUGGAACAUCGUCUUAAGAAUUUGCUUCUAAACAAUGUACACGACGAUGAACUUGUGAAUAUGCGCAUUAGAAGAUUAGUAAGAGCGGCAACCAUUGUUGCCGUGAAUGGAGACAAUUGCAACGCAUUUACUUGUACUCUUGUACAAAUUAAAACAAGCAAGAAUCUAUCUGUUCUUAAACUAUAGAAUUUGUCAAAGAAUUGUAACUGGAUAUUCUUCUAAAUAUAAAAACCGACAAAAAAAUAAAGGCGUAAAAUUUUGCGCUGAUACGAAACACUAUCAUUAUUAUACUCAUUUCUCAUGGAAACGGAGAAACCGUAUGAAAAUACAGGAAUAAAACUAAUAUAACACAAAAUAUA